ACCGCUUUGACCAAGGACGAGAUAUGGCAGCGCCCAGCAGGAAGGUGUUCGAGGUUUUCGUGUCAAAAAUUCCCUGGACUGUCGCUUCGAAGGAGGUGAGGGAGUAUUUCGGGCAGUUCGGCCAUGUGAAGAAAUGCCUCCUGCCUUUCGACAAAGAGACUGGGUUUCAUAGAGGCUUCUGCUGGAUUGGCUUCUCUUCUGAGGAAGGUCUGCAGAAUGCUCUUCAGAAGGAUCCUCACCUUAUUGAGGGAACCAAGCUCCAGGUACAAAGAAACAGAAAGCCAUUCAUGGGUAGAAGAGCAAAUAAAGAAGAAGAAAGCUGAAUCGCUUUAAUGGCUGUGGAGAUGAUUUAAUGUCUUUUUUUCGUAUUGUUCAGUAUUACUGUUCUGUAAUAUAUGUCCAAACAUUUGGUGAUAUGUGAAAGGAAAAUCUGGUGUUCAUCAUAACUGUAAAAUAAAUGUGUUAUUGACAAGUGUCUUGUA
Messenger RNA from Pygocentrus nattereri (red-bellied piranha), 482 nucleotides. It is a transcript of the gene slirp, whose product is annotated as SRA stem-loop interacting RNA binding protein. Gene Ontology annotation, molecular function: RNA binding. The record is from RefSeq and is a predicted model, not a curated record. NCBI's taxonomy places the organism in Eukaryota, Metazoa, Chordata, Actinopteri, Characiformes, Serrasalmidae. The transcript has 4 exons. The coding region runs from base 24 to 323 and encodes 99 amino acids.